AUGUACUUCAACCUCUCCUACAUACUCCUUGGACUGGCAUCUGUUUAUGCCGUCCCAGUGAUGAAAGUGCCGAACUCCAAUGUUAUACCUGUGGCAUCCAAAAUCAAAUCCCGACACAAUGGAGAGUCCUCAAGUUCCUCUGCGUUGCUACCAUUAAUAGAAUAUAGUUUUGCCACAGGAGGGCCAGCCAGUAGCGUCAUCAGCCAAAAGGGAAAUAAGUUUGCCGCAAAAGCUGUUGAUGUAGCCCUUUAUAGGACUUUUGGGAUUUUAGGCAAUCCAACCAACAGCUUCACCGGUACUGAAAAUCGUGGAAAGACAUCCGACAAGAACCGUCUUGAGUUCACGGUACCUGCUGCUCCAGCUCUUGUGGAUUCUACCACUGAAAAGAAGUGGGAGAAAUGGGGUUGGACUCCACAAUGUCCCUGUACAGGACAUGUGUGGUACAAUGGGGAGAAUGUCGUUCAAGUCGAUUGGACAGAUCAGGAACGGACUGGAAAAGUUCCGGUCAACUUUUUCUCUCAAUCCCUCACUAAAAGUGUUGACGCGAUGCGUGAAAAGUAUUGA
This is a messenger RNA of Lentinula edodes (shiitake mushroom), 564 nucleotides long. RefSeq lists its product as uncharacterized. The transcript is spliced from 2 exons. The record is from RefSeq and is a predicted model, not a curated record. NCBI's taxonomy places the organism in Eukaryota, Fungi, Basidiomycota, Agaricomycetes, Agaricales, Omphalotaceae. Bases 1 to 564 code for a protein of 187 amino acids.